Messenger RNA from Metarhizium acridum CQMa 102, 513 nucleotides. RefSeq lists its product as uncharacterized. Lineage: Eukaryota; Fungi; Ascomycota; Sordariomycetes; Hypocreales; Clavicipitaceae. The record is from RefSeq and is a predicted model, not a curated record.
AUGAAGCGAAAACCGCUGGCUUCUCGACUUGAUCCAUGCGUCGUAAUACCGCGCGUGUGCGGAGAUCCGUCGCAAUACAAAUGUGUCGGUAAGACCUUCACACGAUGCUAUGCGCCGGCCUUGGGAGCACUUGGCGUCCCUCAAGCACAAUUCAUUGCCUUCAUUGAUGCGCUCAACGUGCACAAGAGAGGUAACAAGGCCUUCACUUAUAUUGCCCAGGCCGGAAGUGCCGUCAAGUUAGUUGGAGACUUUGAUCCCACGGGUUUCACCAAACUUGCUGGAGCAUUGGUCCAACCAGCUGGUACGGCGGUCUUCUGGGGCUCCGUCUCUGGUCCGACCUCGCGAAAGGUUGGCUAUCCCAAGAGAGUGAACGAAACACUCUUCAAUCCCGUGGGCUUGACUGCUCGAAUAAUCAACUUUAAAGAGCUUCCGAAUCUGUUGAGCCUACCCCCGAUGCCAAUCUUCUGGAUCCGCUGCACCCUAGAUCCGCUAUCCCUACCAAGGACGACUUGA